Molecule: messenger RNA, 912 nt
Organism: Magnusiomyces paraingens
Lineage: Eukaryota; Fungi; Ascomycota; Dipodascomycetes; Dipodascales; Dipodascaceae
Exons: 1
Coding region: 1-912 (303 amino acids)
Source: RefSeq, a predicted model, not a curated record
AUGGCCCGUAUAGAUCCUGAAAUCCUAGAGCCCGCCGACCUGGGGCGAGUGCUCUCAUUUUACCAACGUCUUAAUCAUAUUGGUUUGCGCAUAUCCCCAAGCCCUGAGCUUAACAUUGUAUUUGCGAUGACGCAAGCUAUCUCAGUAGGAGUUCCAGGUCCUAGUUAUUUCUCCGGGCUCACCAGCAGUGAAAUUGAAACCAAAAUACAAGCUACUGUUACUGAAGCUUCCAAGUGGGCCUCUGUAGUGGAGCAAUAUUUCUUUAACAACCCGGAUGGCACCUUUCACCGUGACCUUAUCUUAGCAGUACUGAAUAACAACAAGGUUUCAGCAGCUGCUCGCGAAGAUCCUCAGAGUCAUCUCUGGGGGAUUACCAAGUUUGUCGACAUUUUCAAGUCAAGAUCUGGAGGAUGGAGCCCCUGUGAUUCAGUUGAAAUCCCAGCGCUAGUUGAAGCAACUUCAGCAGCCUUCGUAAAAGGUCGAAGAAUUAUUGACGGUUCAACAAAAGUGGUGCCAAAGCAGGAACCCAAGCAAGAACCCAAGCAGGAAUCCAAGCAGGAAACCUCGAAGAAAGCUGGCCACUCUGAUACCAAGCAAGGAAAAGGGAAGCAGUGGUCCAAGGGGUCCGGUGGCAACAAGAGGCGCAACAAUGAAGACAAGCAAGCUAGAAAGUCGAACUCUGAUGGUCAAAACAGAGUUGCUGCCUUGAAAGCUACCGAAUAUCUUGAGGUGGCUCGCGACGAUGUUGAAACUCUUUGCUCUGUUGCUCGGGCUAUCCAAGACGUAUUUGAUAAUGACGGCGGAAGCAGUGAUUAUUCUGUUGAGCAUGCAAUGUUGUCGCAGACUAGUGCAGUUGAUAAUGCACGUGAGUUUGGGUGGGAAACUAUGGUUGACAAUCUAUGUUUAUUUUAG